Molecule: messenger RNA, 1714 nt
Organism: Thermothelomyces thermophilus ATCC 42464
Lineage: Eukaryota; Fungi; Ascomycota; Sordariomycetes; Sordariales; Chaetomiaceae
Exons: 4
Coding region: 439-1581 (380 amino acids)
Biological process (GO): phosphorelay signal transduction system; regulation of DNA-templated transcription
Molecular function (GO): sequence-specific DNA binding; DNA-binding transcription factor activity; phosphorelay response regulator activity
Source: RefSeq, a predicted model, not a curated record
CAGCGCGCACAGCUCGGGCCAAAGAAGCCGUCGCAUUCCUCCCUUGUGGGGAUGAGAACCUGGAAGGGGGCAAUCUUCAAACUGUGCACACCCUGUUAGGAUUUGGAUCGCUUCCCACCUGAUCUAGACCUUUCUCUCUUCGGUCUCGGGGCUUAUCGGCCUUUGCUAUCAGUGUCCGAUUCCGACUGCAUUGAGCGCAUCGCAACACAUGCCCUACGGUUGACAGGUUCUGGCAGCCAAAGUCCAGUGGUCCACGUCUAAUACCGUCCCCCGGCUGCGAUCAUGCCGCCCGCCGACAGCGACGCGGGCUCCGCGCCGGCUGGAAGCAACUCCAGCGACUUUGUGAGCACACCACCCCAACGUCGCUCAUCGACAUCCUGCCUCUGUGGCUGAACGCAGCUAACAUGUCGUUGUUCCCAGGUGCGCAAACUUUAUAAGAUGCUCGAGGAUCCCUCGUACAACUCGGUAGUACGGUGGAGCGCCGAAGGGGACAGUUUCGUGGUCCUGGAGAACGAGAAGUUCACAAAGACGAUUCUUCCCAAGCACUUCAAGCACAGCAACUUUGCGAGUUUUGUCCGCCAAUUGAACAAGUACGACUUCCACAAAGUCAGGCACAACGAAGAAAAUGGCGAGUCGCCAUAUGGGCGAGAUGCAUGGGAGUUCCGGCAUCCCGAGUUCAGGGCGGACAGGAAAGAUAAUUUGGAUAACAUCCGAAGGAAAGCUCCGGCCCCAAGAAAGGCCCCGCCGGCCGAGGAUGCUUUCCCGGCAUCGCAGCAGAUCAUCGUCCUGAGCGAAUCGCUCACGGCAACCCAACAUCAGAUUCAAGCUCUACAGGAACAGUACUACGAACUCGAAAAAACAAAUAGGCUGCUGGUCAGCGAGGUCCUGAGCUUGCAAAAGAUGGUUAGGGCCCAGAGUCAAGCGUCCAACGAGCUGAUCACCCAUCUGAACAACAUGGAAGACCGGCGGCGCAACAGCCGCCACUCGGCGCAGUCUAGCAGCCACGCCGGUCAGGCAGGCCAGAACCACCAUGCCGGGGCGAUGGGUUUCCUGCCAGAUGGGUCGGACGAGCCCGCACCGGAGCUGCGGCGGGCUAGGGAAAUCCUCAACGGCGUAUCUCCGGAUGUCCAGGCCGACAGGGAACUGGAGAGGCUGUCCAUGGCAUACAACCAGAACGGAUCCCCGGCAAAUUCUGCCGGAUCAUCCGUCAUGUUCGCGCAUCCCGGGACUACUACUACUAUGCCACUUGUCCAUGACCCCCUCAAUGAUCCCCGCCACAUGGUGUACCCUGUGGGCCAGACAACAGGUAUCGACCCCUUCCAUGCUGACCACAUCCACAACAUCCCGUACAGUCGGCCGUUGAGCAACCCCAAUGUCCCUGCGGAAGCGCCGUCACAAGCCACUCCGCCGCUUAAAGAACAGCUCGGGUCCAUGUGGCGUGGAAAGAAGCCGCACAUUCUUCUCGUCGAGGACGACAAGACAUGCGCGAGAAUUGGCUCCAAAUUCCUCACCAAUGUGGACUGUAGCGUCGACACUGCGGUGAGUGAAUCGGCGGGGUUAGGUCGCAGGAAUGAUUGCUAACGCUGGCUUUGUAGCGCGACGGUCUUGAAGCUGUGGAAAAAGUCAACCGGGACGCCGAGCGGUUCGAUCUCAUCUUCAUGGACAUCAUAAUGCCCAACCUGGACGGCGUAUCGGCCACGGCUAUGAUCCGUAU